AUGACUGUCUCUGAAGCAGCCCGCAGGCAGAAGAGUAAGGACUUCUCCCACGUUUGGCCUUUCUUAGCCUUGUUUCAGGGUGCUGAUAUCAUGCCAGCUCUGAGCCAAAGCCCAGAUGCUGGGGAGCGGGAGGCCUUCCCUUCCAACCCUCUCUUGUGCCACUCUAUUUUCCUCAGAACUUGGGCCUUACACAUGCAUUUGCCCAGCGAGCAUGUCCUCUUGGUUUUCCUCUGGUUCUCUGUGCUUGACAACCGGACGGAUCAUAGGGCACCAUUCACAGUCUGGUGUCCUCGUUCCCCCAGAGCCUGGCCAGAGGUCUCUCUGCUCAUGGCAAGUCCUCCCGGGGGUCUCAGGGAUAAUUUGGAGAGCCCCAGAGUUUAUUCCCAAACGUUCCUUCAAGCCAGUGAAUGCUUGGGGGAGCUGACGGGGAGGGGUUAUUCAGAUGGCCCUGUGACAGCUAGCAUGAGCAGGGGAAGAGGAGUGUGCCAUCUUGAAACUCCAUCUGGGAAGAGAAAGAUACACGGAUGGUCUCUGAUGUGUGUAUGGCAACAGAGCGCUCCCAGAAAUGAGCCUUCUCUGUCAGGGAGUGAGUGGGGUAUAAUGGAGAGGGUGCCCGACUGGAGUCAGAAGAUGUUUCGGUCCAGGUAUCUGCCUUCCAUAUGCAGUCCUCACUCCACCGAGAGGAGAAGAGGUUUCUCUGUCAGUCCCGUCCUCUCCACUCUGCACGAGUUUGGAGACACCUGUGAGGUGCAGGUAGAUAGCACCAUGGGACACCGAGGGGGCCUUGACCAUUCUUUAAAGUACUUGAGCUCAAGAAUGACGGAGAGACGGCUGCAGGGCUCAUGUGUGUCCAUUGGUCGUGGGGGCCACUGUGGAAAACCAGCCGUGGGGGCCCAGAGGUCUAUGUGCCCCGUGUUCAGCCCCCAGAGUGGCUUCCAUCCUGUCCAUGCGGAGAACAGUUCCAUGAAGCCUCGUGUAGUGACUGUGGUGAAGCCAGGGGGACACCCCCUCAGGAAGAUCACCCUGCUGCUGAACAGGAGAUCAGUGCAGACCUUGGAGCAGCUGGUGGCAGACAUCUCGGAAGCCUUGGGCUUCCCUCGCUGGAAGAAUGACCGAGUGAGAAAACUGUACAGCCUGAAAGGCAAGGAAGUCAAGAGCGUGUCAGACUUCUUCCGGGAAGGAGAUGCCUUCAUUGCUACGGGAAGAGAGCCGUUGACGCUGAAGAGCAUUCAGGCGGCCAUGGAAGAACUGAGUACUGGAAAGCCCCGAGCCCUCACACUAGCUCAGCAUGGCUGGGCGCCAUCGCCACGGCUGAAGAGUAGGCUUUACAGCAAGGCCUUGAAGGCCGAGCAGCACCUAGGGGAAGCAGAGGUCACCAAGAGCCGGAGCCAGGCCUCCCUCCCCAAGGUGGGCACUAAACCUGAAGGGAAAUCUCAGAUCCAGCUGGGCCCUGAGGAGAGGCUUCAGACCCAGAAGAAGUGGGUCCCUGAGAAGCAUGGAAAGCCAGACAGGAAGGCUGGACAGGAGGAGGUCCAUUCCAAUGGAGAGAAGCACCGGGACAGUCAGGUGGAGAAGAGCUCUGGGGAGAUCACCAGGUGUGAGAAGUGUAAACAAGAGAGGGCCCUCUGGAGCACGCAGCAGCGGCGGAAGCUGGCAGAGCUCUCUCUGGGCAGCAGCGAGCUGGACCUGGCGAAAGGCUCCAGGUAUAACCCAGAAAGGAUGGUGAGAAUGAAGAGCUGCAGGGGACCACUGCGGGGGGCUUCCCCAGCUGGGGAGGAAGUCCGGUGGAAGGGUGAGAGCUGGAGGAACAGCCCAAGGACACCCAGCCUGGAGCUGGAAAGACCCAACAAAGUCACGGAGAAGAAAGAGAGAAGGGGCUUGGAAGUCCACGAGCAUCCCGAGCCAGCUCCCGCACCAGCACCAGCAGCAGCCAGAGUCAAGAGGGAAGCAGUGGAAGCUCAGCCCAACCCCGAGGGUGGGCCCAGAGAGCCAAAGAGAGACCCCAGGAGCAUCUCCAGAGCCAGACGGAAUGGCUGGCUGCUGCGCGAGUGCCAGGCCUCUGCGGAGAGGCCCCCAAGAAGCACUGACGUGGAGAAGGAAGAGAGGGAAAAGAAGGGCUGCCUGCCAGGGGGCAGGUGGACGCCUCGUGGGGAGAGGGCCCUGAGCAGGGCAGACAAGGAGGCGAAGAUGCCCGUGGAGGAGCCCAAGCCGGGCCGAGCGGCGGGUAAGAAGCCGAGACUGGCCGACAUCAGCAAGUCUGAUGUGGAAGCGCAUUACCAGGUUGGCAAGGUCAUCGGGGACGGGAAUUUCGCAGUGGUCAAGGAGUGCAGGCACCUGCACAGCCAACAGGAUUACGCUAUGAAAAUCAUCGACAAGUCCAAACUGAAGGGCAAGGAGGACAUCGUGGACAGUGAGAUCUUCAUCAUCCGCAGCCUCUCUCAUCCCAACAUCGUGAAACUGCACGAGGUCUAUGAGACCGCCACGGAAAUCUACCUGAUCCUGGAGUACGUCCGCGGCGGGGACCUCUUUGAUGCCAUUGUUGAAAACGUGAAGUUCAGUGAGCACGAGGCUGCAUGCAUGAUCACAGACCUGUGCGAGGCAUUGGUGCACAUGCAUGACCAGAAGAUUGUCCACCGAGACCUCAAGCCGGAAAACCUCCUGGUCCAGCGAAAUGCAGACAAAUCCACCACCUUGAAGCUGGCUGAUUUUGGCCUCGCCAAGCACGUGGUCAAGCCCAUAUUUACCGUGUGUGGGACGCCCACCUACGUGGCCCCAGAAAUUCUCUCAGAGAAAGGGUACGGGCUGGAGGUGGACAUGUGGGCAGCCGGCGUGAUUCUCUACAUCCUUCUGUGUGGCUUCCCUCCCUUCCGCAGCCAAGACAGAGACCAGGAGGAGCUGUUUGCUAUCAUUCAGCAGGGCCACUUUGACUUCCUCAGCCCCUACUGGGACAACAUCUCCGAGGCUGCCAAGGAUCUGGUGCGCCAGCUGCUGCUGGUGGACCCCAAGAAGCGCUACACGGCCCACCAAGUUCUUGAGCAUCCGUGGAUCAAGGCUACUGGGAAGGCCAACCCUGUUAGCCUGCAGACAGGCAUGACAGCGGCCAGUGAGCUCCCCUCCAGGAGCCAGGGCAGGAAUGCCCCGCAAGGAGACACACAGGGGAGAGGGGCCGCCCUGUGUCUGUGA
Molecule: messenger RNA, 3183 nt
Organism: Vombatus ursinus (common wombat)
Lineage: Eukaryota; Metazoa; Chordata; Mammalia; Diprotodontia; Vombatidae
Gene: DCLK3
Product: doublecortin like kinase 3
Exons: 8
Coding region: 1-3183 (1060 amino acids)
Biological process (GO): intracellular signal transduction; protein phosphorylation
Molecular function (GO): ATP binding; protein kinase activity
Source: RefSeq, a predicted model, not a curated record